Molecule: messenger RNA, 3710 nt
Organism: Elgaria multicarinata webbii
Lineage: Eukaryota; Metazoa; Chordata; Lepidosauria; Squamata; Anguidae
Product: cytochrome P450 20A1
Exons: 13
Coding region: 19-1410 (463 amino acids)
Cellular component (GO): membrane
Molecular function (GO): heme binding; iron ion binding; oxidoreductase activity, acting on paired donors, with incorporation or reduction of molecular oxygen
Source: RefSeq, a predicted model, not a curated record
CAGGGGGGCGCGACCACCAUGCUGGACUUUGUCAUCUUUGCAGCCACUUUCCUGCUCAUCCUGGUGGGAGCCGUGCUUUACCUGUACCCGUCUUCCAGACAGGCUUCGGGUAUCCCAGGGAUGACUCCAACGGAUGAAAAAGAUGGGAACCUCCCCGACAUCAUCACAAGUGGCAGCUUGCAUGAGUUCCAGGUGACCCUCCAUGAGAAAUAUGGCCCUCUAGUCUCCUUCUGGUUUGGACGACGCCUUGUGAUCAGCCUCGGCUCCAUUGAUCUCCUGAAGCAGCACGUCAACCCCAACAGGACCUCCGACCCCUUUGAAACGAUGCUGAAGUCCUUGUUGCGGUACCAGUCUGGCCUAGGUGGAGAUGUGGGCGAGAGCUGCCUGAGGAAAAAGCUGUAUGAAAAUGGCGUAACCAAGUCUCUGCAGAGUAACUUCCCUGUCAUCCAGAAGCUGUCAGAAGAGUUGCUGGCAAAAUGGCUGACCUUCCCGGAGUCUCAGCAUGUGCCCCUCAGCCAGCACAUGCUGGGAUUUUCAAUGAAGGGCGUCACACAGAGCUCCAUGGGCAGCAGGUUUGAAGAUGACCAGGAAGUAAUCCGAUUUCGUAAGAACCACGAUGCGAUCUGGGCAGAAAUUGGAAAGGGUUUCUUGGAUGGGUCACUUGACAAAAGCGUGACCAGAAAAAAGCUGUACGAAGAUGCUCUAAUGGAGAUGGAGUUGGUCUUGAAGAAAGUCAUAAAAGAGCGGCAGGGAAAGAGCUUCAACCGGCACAUCUUCAUCGACUCUUUACUGCAGGGGAACCUGGCGGACAAGCAGAUUUUGGAAGACACUAUGAUAUUCUCCCUGGCAGGGUCAAUAAUCACUGCUAAGUUGUGCACCUGGGCAGUCUAUUUCUUGACUACCUCUAAAGAAGUUCAGCAGAAGCUUUACAAUGAGAUGGACCAAGUUCUUGGCAAAGGCCCAAUUACACAUGCAAAACUUGAGCAACUCAGAUAUUGCCGGCAGGUCCUGUGCGAGACAGUGAGGACGGCGAAGCUGACACCAGUUGCAGCACGGCUUCAGGAGCUGGAGGGCAGAGUUGACCAGCAUAUUAUUCCCAAAGAGACUCUGGUGCUCUAUGCUCUUGGCGUGGUGUUGCAGGACAGCUCAGCCUGGCCGCUGCCCUAUAAAUUUGAUCCGGACAGAUUCAAUGAUGAAUCCGCCACAAAAAACUUCUCCCUCCUGGGUUUUUCAGGAAGUCAGGAGUGCCCUGAGCUGAGGUUUGCCUACACGGUAGCUACAGUCCUCCUGAGUGUGAUAGUGAGGAAACUCCACCUGCACCCUGUGGAAGGCCAAGUCAUGGACACCAAGUAUGAGCUGGUCACCUCGCCAAAGGAGGAAGCAUGGAUUACUAUAUCCAAGAGAAACUAAGACGGGGAAUGAAGUUGCAUUUCGGGAGAAGAGCCCUCUUCCAUCACUCACUGCCUUCCAGUGUUUCAGUCUAACCAUCUUUAGGCCGAGAAUGACUAAAGUACUUCCCCUUUUUCUUGAUGGAAAAUCGCCUCACAGUAAUAAAACCCAGUUGUCUCUUAGGAUGCUGUAAACAAAUCUGCAGGAUUAACAGAAGUGGAUAAUUUUGUAGGUUUAAAAAAUGGUCACAGACUUUCCCCCCUCCCUCCUCCCCUUCCAAAAUCAGAACUACAAAGAAAGCCACAUGUUCCGAUCCAGAAGCCCUUAGCCCAGAUGUGUGUGGUAAGACACUCUGCACAUGCACAAAGGAGCAUUUUCAAAACAUAUUAUUAUAUGAAGGAUCACUUGUUCAGGAUUGAGCUGUAGCAUAGGAAAAUGCGAGUCCUAGCUUUAAAUUAAGCCCUGAAGUGGCUAACAAAAGACAAAUGGGUACAAACUGACCAUUUAAGGAAGCCAGAAGUGCAUUAUUUGUUAGAAAUGCCCUAAAAUGUUGCAGUUGCCCCUGUUACUCCCUGGACUGUGGUGGAGAAAACCAAUUUGAUUAGUUUCAAAACGGAAGUGGAUAAAUCUAUGGAUGCAUAUUCAGGUUCACUUACUAGAGCAAAUUAGAUAUUUACUUCAUUUGUUGCAAUCCCUAUCAUCCGUCCAAUCCAGCUAACAUUAGUCAUGAUUAAGUCCCAUUGAAACCAAUGGAACAAGUUAACUGGGAGUAGUGCAAGUCCUAUUGCUUGCGAUGGCACUUAAUCACAACUAACUUUAACUGGAUUGGGGCCAGAGUGGUUCAAGAGUGAUAGACCAAGAUCUUACAUAUAGAUUCAGUGUGUGUGUGUGUGUUCAGGGGUGGUUGUGGUGGAGAGAAAUGGAGUAAUGGUUAUUCUAAAUAACCCAACCGUAAGAACCUAAGAAAUGCCCUGAUGCUGGAUCAGACCAAGGGUCCAUCUGGUCUGGCACUCAGUUCACACAGUAACCAACCCUUAGAAGCAUAUUGUUUUAUUAUUUUAAUCUGGAGGCUCAGUUAUAACCUCUGGAUUGAUCAAAAGGUUGCUUUUUCUUUUUUCUUUUGCUACACAAGUUAAAGAGGGGUUCUUGUUAUGUUUUUCAAAAGUAGCUCUGAUCAAAAUGAAUCUAAAGUGUAACUGUCAAAUGUUCCAAGUUCUUUUCAGGUCAGCUGUCUCUUUUUCGAAGAAUGGCUCUCUUUUUCACUUCUCUUUCUACCCCCAGGCCCCAGGCAAUUUUUCUAACUGUUAUUGCAGAUUUAUAUACUGUUUAUACAGUUAGCUAUAAUAUAGAGGUGGCAAUUAAAAAUACUCGGCAAAAUCAGUACCGUGAGUUUAAAGGCUAGCAGUCCUGGGGAUUUUUGCUUUCCCCUGUAAUGUGUGACUUGGCUUAAUGCUUAAAUGAGUCAUUUCCAUUGUUUACAAACCAUUGUUUUAAAUUGAACAUGCAUCUCUGUUAAGGGGGAACCUUCCUUGUCUCCCACUCUGCCUGUGGACACACUAUAGGGGGUUCUUUAGUGUAUGUGGGCUGGUGCCUGGAUGAACCUGCUUCAGGAUAGGGUACUUGACAUGUCAAUCUUCGGGCCCCUUCCAAUAUUGUGAUUCUAUGAGAUUUUGAGGUCAGCGUUUGAGGUGAUCGCUAUCCAGAAUGAUAAAAAUUGCUCAACAUCAGCAUUGCACAGCUUUAGGCUGGUGUAGGACGGGGCAGAGUAAAGAAAGAAUGGGAAGAAAAUGCUGACAGCGGGAUUAAUGCUGUUCAUCACAGCUCAGUAGCCAGUUUCUUUAACCCUUUCAACACCACAGCAUCAAGAGUUCAACUCACUUUUUACAGUUGAGUAAGGACAGUAGAGUAGCCAGGGAAAAGCAGACAUCCUGAGUAGCAAUAGGCCUAUUCUCACCUUCAUAUCAUCACUCGUAAGUCAUCAAGUAGGAACUGGAACCGUCCUCCGUACAUUCAGCAGAGUUUGAGAAAGACUCUGUAUAGGCAAUUGGCUCAUGCAGGAUUCCUACUCAUGUGGAAGAGCUUAGUUGGGGUACAUGGUUCUACAUUAGUUCUACAUGGUAGUUGGGGUAGAGGCACUCCCGUUUUCUCCUGCCAUACAUUAAUUGAGCAUGAUUUAAGAUGAGAACAGAGCUGCUUGUAGACUCUUUCUCUUACACUCAGUUAAAUGGCAAUUGGAAGUUAUUCUAUCCCUAUCCUUACUUUAUCCUGGGCUUGUUUAGGUUUGCUGUUGUCCUGUCUUCAUGUCUUUAUUUCUUCCUUAA